GUUUUCAUCCCUCACAGUAGGUGGCGGCAUGCACACUAAAUUGUGCGAACGCCAAUAUACCAUAGAAUAAGGAAAAGAAGCGGCGGCAGCAGAAGACGCGAUCCAUGGUGGACAUCCCAUCGUUUCAACCGUUAACUCGGGAGAAGCCGAGUUAAAAUGGUUGAUAUUCGACCGGAGAAGCAUCCUCAAACUCACUUUAAGGUCGUCAACGUCGCUCUUGCAAUUCAUAUUAGUGUGUAUCUUGCCGCGUCGGAGCCAUGUUGGUGAAAGACAAGCUGGAGGCGGUGCUGAACGUGGGGCUGCGUGUCCCCAGCAUCAUGCUGCUGGAGGUACUUUACCGCUGGGAUGUCAGCUCCUUCUUCCAGAAGAUCCAGAGAAGCAGUCUCAACAACAACCCCCUCUUUCAGUACAAGUACCUGGCUCUCUACCUGCACUAUGUUGGUUACAUCCUCAGCCUGGUGCUCCUGACUCUGCCUCGUCAGCACCUGGUGAAGCUCUACCUGUACGUGCUCACUGCCCUGCUGCUCUUCGCCGGACACCAAGUCUCCAGGGAUUAUGUCCGCAGUGAGCUGGACUCCGGGUACGAGGGACCGCUCUACCUGGAGGCGCUGUCCAUGAACCGUUUCUCCACCGCCCUCAUAGCUCAGCUGGUGGUGUGCACCCUGUGCUCCUGCGUCAUGCAGACCAAGAGGAUCUGGUUGUUCUCUGCUCACCUGCUCCCCCUGGUGGCGCGCCUCUGCCUGGUCCCCCUGGAGACCAUCGUGUUCAUCAACCGCUUCGCCAUGAUCUUCACGGGCCUCGAGGUCAUCUACUUCCUGGCCUCCAACCUGCUGGUGCCCUACAACCUGGCCAAGACAGCCUACAGGGAGCUGGUGCAGGUGGUGGAGGUGUAUGGGCUGCUGGCUCUGGGGAUGUCCCUGUGGAAUCAGCUGGUUCUGCCCGUCCUCUUCAUGUGCUUCUGGCUGGUGCUGUUUGCCCUGCAGAUCUACACCUACUUCAGUAGCCGCGACAAGCCCACCUCCAGAGAGAGGUUGCUCUUCCUCUUCCUCACCAGUAUUGCAGAGUGCUGCAGCACCCCCUACUCCCUGCUGGGCCUGGUCUUCACCGUGUCCUUUGUGGCGCUGGGCGUCCUCACCCUCUGCAAGUUCUACCUGCAGGGCUACCGGGCCUUCAUGAAUGACAACACCAUGCAUCGGGGAAUGACGGAGGGCAUCACGCUACUGAUCCUGGCUGUGCAGACGGGUCUGAUUGAGCUGCAGGUCAUCCACCGAGCCUUCCUCCUCAGUAUCAUCCUCUUCAUCGUGGUGGCCUCCAUCCUGCAGUCCAUGCUGGAGAUAGCUGACCCUAUCGUACUGGCUCUGGGGGCCUCACGGGACAAGAGCCUGUGGAAGCACUUCCGGGCCGUGAGCCUGUGCCUCUUCCUGCUGGUCUUCCCAGCCUACAUGGCCUACAUGAUCUGCCAGUUCUUCCACAUGGACUUCUGGCUCCUCAUCAUCAUCUCCUCCAGCAUCCUCACCUCACUGCAGGUGCUGGGCACCCUGCUAAUCUACAUCCUGUUCAUGGUGGAGGAGGUCCGUAAGGAGCCCGUACAGAACAUGGACGACGUAAUUUACUACGUGAACGGGACCUACCGGCUGCUGGAGUUCCUGGUGGCGCUCGUGGUGGUGGCCUACGGCGUGUCUGAGACGGUGUUCGGGGAGUGGACGGUGAUGGGCUCCACCAUCAUCUUCAUCCAUUCCUACUACAACGUGUGGCUGCGCGCCCAGCUGGGCUGGCAGAGCUUCCUGAUGCGCCGAGACGCCGUCAACAAGAUCAAGAGCCUGCCCACCGCUUCCGACCUGCAGCUGGAGCAGUACAAUGACAUCUGUGCUAUCUGCUAUCAGGACAUGAAGUCUGCCGUCAUCACCCCCUGCAGUCACUUCUUCCACGCUGGCUGCCUCAAGAAGUGGCUCUACGUACAGGAGACCUGCCCCCUCUGCCACAAACAGCUGAAGAGCCAAUCACAGCCCGCCAAUGCCACCGCUGCCCCCGCCCAGGACAUUCUUCCAGCCAAUCCCAACCCAGCAGAGGCUGGGCAAGGAGAGCCAGUGGCCAGUGUGGCCGGAGAGAACAAAACAGUGACUCGGAACGGUGUUCCGGUUGAAGAGAGCCAAGCCAGAUCCUCUUCCUCCCAUGCUAACCCUGACCCAGAGCCUGAGGGCCAGGCAGAGGAGGCAGGUCCGUCACAGGGCUCAGGAGAGUCAUGUCUCAGGCAUCGCCAGCCCCAGCAGUCUGCCACCUGCCCUGAAGCAGCAUCAUCCACAGCAUGUGCAGCUGACCUCCAGUUAGAACUUCAACGGUCUGCCAGCCCCUGCUGCCUCUGAGCCUCGCUCAUGCACGCCUCCUCACACACAGCUAAAGACUGUUCAUCCUCAAGUGGCUAAUACGUACGACUUCGCCAUGACAGGUGAAAUGUUGGACUUUCCCUAUUGCCACUAUCCAACACCUUCCCCUUAACAAACUCUUAUCUAUUUGUUGCCUGUUACUUAAAGUAUGGUCUUAAAUGUCAUUCAUUAACAUUUCAUGGUUAAUUCAUUUCAUUCAAGUACAUUUCAUGGUUAUUAAUCCUAUAGGAUUUCAUGUAUGAAAUCUGACGCAGACUUGAGUGAUGCCAUACUGAACCUCCAUAUAAUUUCACUGAGAAAUCUGCAUCGAUUUCUCUCAGUUAGCAUCAAAAUAAGUCAGUAGCCGUGCAUGAGCCUUGGCUUGUGCUAGCCGGAACGGCUCAUAGGAGCAGGAGCCUAUCUCCUGUUUCUGAAGCGUGAGGUCGGCCGACGUACAAGUACACCCCCUGGACAGGACGCUAAUAGUCUAUCGCAGGGCUUUACCCUCAAUCGAUCUCUGAAACUCUUGAGUGCCAAGCAGAGACUAAUUGGUGUUCCCAUUUUUUAAUCUUUAUCGUAUGACUCGGCCGGGGAUCAAACUCACAACCUUCCAAUCUCAGGGCGGGCAAUAACAACACGGCCACUGAGUUAGAUGAACAACAAAAUGCAGCUAUUUGACAGUUGACAGUCAUUAUACUGUACAUCUAUCUAGUGUAAGGCAAACAGUCCAAAUGUAACAUUUGAGAUGUCAUUAACUCUCGUUCAACAUAUUUCACACACCUUUCCCCCUCUUUAGGUCACUUAACGUUAGUUAGCUCACUAUUUUGCCACUCCCAGGUGUUUUCCCUCCCUCACCGUGGUGAUCUGUUGCACAACAACCAGGUAAGGGCACAGGGUGGGAAAGGCGCUGUGGAGGUCGGAGACACAAACACACACCGGAUGUGUGGUUGACAUUCAUAUACUGAAGAGAACAGACAUAGCACUUGACGUAGAAGCUUUAUACGCACGCUUAGGCUUGCACGCUGUCACCACCUGGUAGCCGUAGGAACGUUUAUUUUCAUGUUAUGUAGCCCACGUGUUAUGACAUUUGCACUAAUGUCAUUUAUAUAGCGACGUUCCAAAGUAGUUUUUUUUUUGUCAGGUACUAAAUAUUUUUGGUUUGUACGAGGAAAGACCUAUAAAUGUGUGUGUGUGUAUAUAACCGUUCAUAUAUUAUAUGAAAAGGACUUUUGAUAUGCCUCUGCCAUAAAGUGUUAAAGCUGCACCGCCCAAAUAUGAAGUGAUCUGAGGCUUGUGUGAACACUUCAGUGUCCUCUAUAGGUAUAAGUGUGAAGGGUUGAAGGUCACAGAUUGAGAGAGGUUGUCAGCGCUGAAUUUACCUUCAACAGUAUUUUGUUGGGCAUUUGUUACAGCUUUGAGAAUGAAUACAUGUUAUGUAUGAUCAAACUUGCAAAUGCUCCAUUUUUUUUUAUUAAGUUGUAGCGAGUUGGUGGCUUUAGCACAUUUUCUUGAAGGUAAAUUGUGAGAAGCGGCUAAGAGUGUGAAUAGUAUUUUACAUACAUCAUGAUAUUGGCAUUUGAAGAGGACUUCUUUUAGCAUUUGAAAUGCUUUCCUGUUUGGGAUUUUGUUUCUUUGUGUUGAAGACCUACAAUUUAAUUCUGUUUCGAUUUUUGUUUUGUUUGUUUUUAUACAAAAAGAACGACAUGCUCUGUGAAUGCUGAAUUCCAGUCAAGUUUCUGUAUUGUUUGGUGAGAAAUUUGCCUGGUGUCGCCUUUUAUUGUACAAAAUUGAAUGUCAAAUAAAUUCCACCAUCCAAUUUUAA
Molecule: messenger RNA, 4185 nt
Organism: Oncorhynchus keta (chum salmon)
Lineage: Eukaryota; Metazoa; Chordata; Actinopteri; Salmoniformes; Salmonidae
Product: RING finger protein 145-like
Exons: 11
Coding region: 258-2363 (701 amino acids)
Cellular component (GO): endomembrane system; endoplasmic reticulum
Molecular function (GO): ubiquitin protein ligase activity; zinc ion binding
Source: RefSeq, a predicted model, not a curated record